Messenger RNA from Spodoptera frugiperda (fall armyworm), 2656 nucleotides. RefSeq names its product oocyte zinc finger protein XlCOF6-like. Gene Ontology annotation, molecular function: RNA polymerase II transcription regulatory region sequence-specific DNA binding; DNA-binding transcription factor activity, RNA polymerase II-specific; zinc ion binding. The transcript has 2 exons. Gene Ontology annotation, biological process: regulation of transcription by RNA polymerase II. Gene Ontology annotation, cellular component: nucleus. The record is from RefSeq and is a predicted model, not a curated record. NCBI's taxonomy places the organism in Eukaryota, Metazoa, Arthropoda, Insecta, Lepidoptera, Noctuidae. The coding region runs from base 235 to 2631 and encodes 798 amino acids.
UAAUCGUAUGUAAAUUCGUAAUUUCUUAGUUUCUCAUUUUGCAGAUACAUAUCUGUAUUAGCUAUUGGUUACAGUUUACACACAAGAUUAGGGAUCCAUACUAGUUUAUGAAAUAAAAAAACGGCUAACAUAAAUAAACCUAACCUAAAAAUUCUGACCUUUCAAAAACAAAACGAAAUGUCAAAAAAUGUAAACAAAUAUUCGUUUUACCACGAAUUUUGAUUUUAGGGGCCAAUGAGGUUUAUGAAAAUGGAAGAUUAUAAAUUAAAACUUAAGAAUAUAAUCCACGACGCACAAUACUGUGGGAUAUGUAUUGAAAAUGACAAUACGAGUAUGAAUGCGAUAGAUGAAGAUUUCGAGAUCAUAGUAAAUCAACAAACUCGGACCAAAUCUUUGGAAACUAUUAUAGAAACCGUGUUUAAAGAGACUGGAUCAAUGCUACCAAGCUCGCUCAUAUGCAACAACUGUACAGAAAAACUAAUUCAAGCAUAUAUUUUUAUUGAAAAUGCAAAAGAAACAUUUAAAAUAAUAAAAAAAUAUAUUAAUGACCUGUUUGACAAAUCAAAUGAUAUUUUAAAUCACAUAUCAGACUUUCAGAAUGAGAGUUCAAACAUUGUGAUAGUAUUAGAAAAUAAUAAAAAUAAAAAUUCUAUCAAAGAAAUUGAAAAUAAUUUCACCAUAAACAAAGGAGAACUUAAAAUAAAAGAAUGUAAAGCACCAGAGACAAUUUGUUCCAAAUUCAAAUGUGCUAACUGCUUUUUAGUGCUACCUUCUUUUAAAUCAUUGAAAUUACACAAAGAAGUAUGUGAGAAACAGACAUAUUUUUGCAAAUUAUGUUCUAAGACAUUUCAGAAUAAGAAAUUAUUGGAUGCACAUAGCAAAAUGCACUCUAAAGUCAGAUGCAAGUUUUGUCACGAAAUCCUACAAGUGAAUCAACUUAUGGACCAUUUGAAAACUUACCAUAGAGAGUCUUUACACAAUUGUUUGAAAUGUAAUGAAGUAUUUUACACCGUAAACACUUUGCAAAGUCAUCUAGAAAACUGUGAAUUUAACAAAGACAAUCAAUGCUUAAUGUGUUUAGAAACGUUUGAAGAAGGAAAACUAAGUUCCCAUACUUGCAAGUUCAGCUGCCCAGAAUGCUCUGAGGUACCGUGCAUGCAUUAUAAGUACUUAGUGUCUUAUAGAGAACAGGUUUUAAAAGACACUGGCAAAGUCAAAUGUCUGGAUUGUGACUAUGUAUGCAGAAAAAAAGAGCUUUUACUUGGCCAUGUGAAUCGAAAACAUUUAAAUCACAAUCCGUUCACUUGUGAUCAAUGCGGGCAGCAGUUUCAUUCGAAAAUGGUCCUUAUGUCGCACAUCCAAAGGUUGCAUGAAGAAUAUUUUGUUUGUCAGUAUUGCGAUUCAGAGUUCUCUAAUCAAGUUUUAUAUGAGACUCAUGUAAAAUCCUGUGAAAGUAUAAAAAGGAGGUUUACUUGUGAUACAUGUCCAGCUUCGUUUGAUCGGUCUGAUAAUGUAUUGGAGCAUAAAAAGCGUAGACAUGGUACAAAUAUUUUUCCUUGUAAUAUUUGCAGUAAACAGUUUGUUAGAGAAUCUAAAAGAAAUGAGCAUAUGGCUAAGGUACACAGCAAAGUUAAGAUGAAGAAUAAAUUGAAUGCAGACUGUGUUGUAUGCCAAAGGAAAUUUGAUUCUAAAGGAGAGUUGGUCCGUCAUAUGAAAUCUCAUGGACCGAACACUAAAUAUCCUUGUAGGAUAUGCAAUACAGAGUAUGGCACUUUGAGACAGUUUAGAGCUCAUAAUCGCAAACACAACGGACCAUUUACCACCUGCCAUAUCUGUGGUAAAGAAAUGAGGGAGAUUCUGCUAAAAAAACACCUACUAACACACUCAGAUACUAUAGAAACCUGCUCAACUUGUGGGAGGUCCUUUGAGAACAUCACUCUAUUAAAAUACCACCAGAAAGUCCAUUUAGAAAGCGUACCAUGCCUGAAAUGUAAGAAAAUGGUGAACCCAGCCAAUUUACAGAGACAUUGGAAGAGGCAUUUGAUUCAAGAGAAUCCUAGUCUACGUAGAAUUGAGAAAAAGCAACCGAAUUUGAAAUGUGAACAGUGUGACUAUAAGACUUGGAAUAAUACUCUUCUAGACUGUCAUAUGAACAGACACCACCUCAAAGUAAAGCCUUAUGUGUGCCAUAUAUGUAGCAAAGAUUUCAUCGGUAAACAUUUACUGAAAAAACAUAUAGAAACACAUAAUAUGAAGAGUGUAACUUGCAUGGUGUGUCUCAAAAGCUUUGCCAAUUCAAUCUGUUUGAAAAUGCAUUUACGUUUGCAUACUGGAGAGAAACCGUUCACUUGUGAAAUAUGUGGUGACCGAUUCAGGUCUUCGAGUAUAAUGAAUGUUCAUAAGUUAAAAAAGCAUUCGGAUAAGAGUAAUGUUUGUCCGUUAUGUUCAAAUAAGUUUCAUACAGUUAGGGAUUUGAGAAGGCAUGUGAUUAAAGUGCAUUGGAAGCAGAAAAAUAAGAGGUUUGACCCCCGAGAGGUAGAGGGGUUGGAUAAAGAGCAUUAUCAUUUGUUUCAUGAUGGUAGAAGGGUUAAAGUAGCUGAGGAAGAUAUUGAUUUUUAUAUGCCUUGUUGAUGUGCAAUACAUUGUUUACAAAUGC